Molecule: messenger RNA, 1214 nt
Organism: Mercenaria mercenaria
Lineage: Eukaryota; Metazoa; Mollusca; Bivalvia; Venerida; Veneridae
Product: cell death abnormality protein 1-like
Exons: 2
Molecular function (GO): scavenger receptor activity
Source: RefSeq, a predicted model, not a curated record
AUGUCAUGCAAAGAUGGAUACUACGAUAUAACUACGUCAUGCAGCAAAAGCUGUCCUAAAAACUGUGUCUCCUGCUCGUCUGAAGAAACGUGUGAUAAAUGUAAGAAUGGUUACUUUAAUGGUUAUGCCGUUGACAACACAAGUCUUCCGCGUUUAGACAACUGUUCACACGAAUGUAGAGCUCAUUGCAUACACUGCAUGUCAUACGAUACUUGUUUGAAAUGUGUACCUGGACGAUAUGGUUUAACCUGCAAUGAAAUAUGUUCUGCUGGUUGUAAAUCUGCUGAAUGUUUGAUAGGGUCUGGUCAAUGUACAUGUGUUCCGAAUUUCGUAGGAGAUAAUUGUAAAGACUGUAAGGUUGGAAAAUUUGGAAAUAUGUGCGAGAAGAACUGUUCCUCGGGUUGUAAAAGUAGUGUUUGUGACAAACAGUCGGGUUAUUGUCUAAAAGGAUGUAUUGUCGACUCAAUUGUUGGCAAAACAUGCAAUACAUGUUUAGUUGGUAAGUACGGGGAGUAUUGUAACACAUCAUGUCCAAAGAAUUGUAAUGACAAUGAAUGUGACAGAGAGAAAGGUACAUGCCUAAAAUGCCAGGAGAAUUAUACCGGAGAAUUAUGCCAGAAAUGUGAGAAAGGAAAAUAUGGAGGAAGAUGUAACCUACUUUGUCCCGAUAGAUGUGAAGGUACCGUUUGUGAGCAAGAUUCUGGGAAAUGUUUUAGUUGUAGUGGAAACUUCAUAGGUGAUCGUUGCGCUAUUUGUAAAAGAGGCUUCUUUGGUUCACAAUGCAAUGACAAAUGUUCCGAAUAUUGUUUCGAUGAUAUAUGCGAUAGAAAUACCGGAGUGUGUAUGCAGGGAUGCAAACGGCAUUUCUCAGGAGACAAGUGUUGCUUAAGGAGCUCCAACUGUGUUAAGUGCUUAACAAAUGAUAGGUGUGAAGAAUGUAAAAUAGGCUUUCACGGAUCUGCGUGUAAUAUGACUUGCAGCAAAUAUUGUGUCGAUAAUGUAUGCACACUGGCAACUGGUGUAUGUACAAAGGGCUGUAAUGGUACAUUCGACGAAUAUUUAUGCCCUCUGGAGGCCGUAACUGAGGCAGACAAACCAGAGGGGAGUAAUCAAGCAAUUGUGGCAGUCAUGGGAGUAGUCCUAGCCAUUUCAGUUGUAGCUAACAUUACUGUGGGUACUGUUGUAAUAGUAAGAAAAGUACAAUCUGGCCGCAG